This is a messenger RNA of Gasterosteus aculeatus aculeatus (three-spined stickleback), 4223 nucleotides long. Lineage: Eukaryota; Metazoa; Chordata; Actinopteri; Perciformes; Gasterosteidae. The record is from RefSeq and is a predicted model, not a curated record.
CAACACGGCAAUGAGUUCAAAAACCAACCAGGACCCAAAAGCCGCAGUGGCCAUCCAGAAAAGGUCAAGGGUCCCCGGGGUGAUGAUCACCCAGUAUGUGGAGUCACUGCCUGCAGGGAAGUCAACGCCCGACUUCACCCGGAAACCAAUGGCUGCGACCACUCAAGAGGGCAAGCGACAAAACCCGCGACAAACUUUGAUUACGACAACGUAACGAGACACCGUCUACAACUGUAUCGCUGCCUCGCUGCCUUUGUUUUUUGUUUUUCAGGGAAAAAAAUAUUCUUCAAAGCCGUGGUCAGCGGAGAGCCGGCGCCGGCCGUGACGUGGGGCCGUAAUAAGGGCGAGGUCGAUGACCCGGAGAAAUACAAGACCCGAUAUGACGGAAGAGCCCAAGAGCACAUUCUAGAGAUUGUCAACGUAAAACCGGACCAGGCCGACACCUACAAAUGCUUUGCCACCAAUGAGUUCGGAAUGGCUGUUUGCACUGCGGCUCUCAAUGUUAUUGGAGGUGGUCUGAAGAAGAAAGCCAAAGAAGCACCCCAAGAUUUCCGAAAAAUGCUAAAAAAAACUGUUGUCGUCACCCGAAAGAAACAGCUCCCGCCAAAAAAAGAGGGGGAAAUUGAUCCUAAGCUCUUGGAGCUGCUUAUCAGUGCACCAAAGAAGGACUACGAAAGAAUCUGCUUUGACUUUGGUGUUUCCGACUUUCGCUGGUUGCUGAAGAGACUCAACCAGCUGAAAAAAGAAAGGAAUGACGAGCAGGCAAAGGUCGUAGAGCAACUGGACAAUGUGAAACAAAUAGAGGUCAAAUCAAACGGGAGAGCUGAGUUUGGCUUCGACAUGUCACUGCAUGACCCCAACAGUGCAAUCAACUUAUACAAGGACGGGACAAUGGUUCCAUACGGAGACGAUGAAAAUUCAAAGCACAGCCUUAAGACCUCAGGGAAAAAAUAUGUUUUCAGCAUCAAAGAUCCUCAGCCAGAAGAUGCUGGAUUUUACCAGGUCGAUGUUGAAGAAGCAAAUGUCCUUUCAACUGACUUUCGAGUGCCUGCUGUGGAGUUCGUAGCCAAGAUUAAGGACGUGACGGCCUCCGAAAGUGAAGACGCCAUCUUUCAGUGUGUCUUGUCAACACCGCUCAAAAGAAUCACCUGGUCAAAACAGGAAUCAUCACUUGAACACGGGGACAAAUAUGAGAUCACUGUCUCGGAGGACAAUCUAAUUCACACGUUGACAGUUAAAAACUCUAACAAGGAGGAUAUUGGAGCCUAUUAUGCCAUUGCUGGUAUACAAUCCAGCUGUGCUUCUCUAAAAGUGGAAGCUGAUCUGAAUGAUAAAAGACACAAGGACACCCAAAGAGGGAAUCAGGAUGGCCUGAAUAAACUUGCACUGGAGCAGCAGGCCCAGCAACAGAAAGACGACUUGGAGGCAGCCAGACGAGCUGGAGGGGAUGGAGACGGGUCUGGUGAUGGUUCCGGAGGCCAGACGGAUGGAGACAAUGGAGAUGAUGGUGGCGACGGCACGAAUAAGAACCUCCUGACAGAAGGAGAUGAUGAUGAAAAUAAAGGAAAUGAUGGAGAUGAUAAGGAAAAGAAGCAGGGACGAGCUGGCCCUUUGGCUCCCGACACAGUUGCAGAUCGCGGCGCUCAGUUCAUCUGUGGACUGUCGGACACUGUCGCUAACAUCGCGCAACGGACAGAGCUCUCCUGCAAACUAAGCAGCGAGGCCACUGAGGGGCGUUGGUAUAAAAAUGGGAAGCUGCUGACCAAUGAGGAUGGGGUAACAAUUAUCAAAGACGGGGCCUGUCACAGGUUGGUAAUUGAUUGCUGUAAAAAAGAUGACGCGGCUGUGUACUGCUUUGAAGCCGACGGCCGUAAAUCCGAAGCAACUCUUAACAUUCAAGAUCCCCCAAUAAUUGAUGAGGAUGCGCUAGGAAAAUUCUCAAAGGCAGUCGUUAUAAAGGCAGGUGAAAAUGCAGAAUGGAAGAUGCCGUUCUCAGGUGGGGCUCCGAUGACUAUACAGUGGUACAAGGAUGACGAUGAGCUUUUGCCCGCUCUCAAUGUGAAGAUCGAAACAUCCGCUAAUGAGAGCAAACUACGCCUUGUUAAGUGUCAGAGGACAGAUGGUGGGGAGGUCAAAAUAAAAAUAAAAAAUGAAUUUGGUACGACGGAAGCUAUUUCCAAACUUAACGUGCUGGACAAACCCACGCCCCCACAGGGGCCGCUGGACGUUACAGAAAGUGCCGUGACAUCGGUUGAGUUUCAAUGGAAACCACCAAAACACAGCGGCGGAUGCCCGGUCACAAGCUACACCAUAGAACGCCAACAAGUCGGGCGCAAUAAAUGGACGGAUCUCGGUGAGAUCCCCGGCAGCAUCUUGAGUUACAAAGACUCAGAUGUGAACCCCGGAAGGAGAUACUGCUACCGGAUCAGAGCCAAGAACGCUGAAGGCGUCAGUGACCACCUGCAGACGGGGGACAUCGCAGCAGGCGUCUUGCGCUAUCCCGGAUCGCCAGCACCACCACAAGUGGUCAGCGCCUUAAAAGAUUGCAUCAAUCUGGCUUGGUGUCCUCCAUGUGACACUGGAGGAACCACUAUUGUGGGAUACAACUUGGAAAAGAACAAGAAAGGCACAAAUUACUGGAGCCUUGUAAAUCCACAGGGGCCCAUUACAGAUACAAAGUAUGCAGUGACUGAUGUUUUUGAAGGGGCAGCAUAUGAAUUUAGGGUGUCUGCUAUCAACCUAUCUGGUGCUGGAGAUCCUAGUAACCCGUGUGACACAGUGAUCGCAAGAGAUCCAAUGAAACCUCCAGGCAAAGUCAGAGACCUGAAGUUAACAUCCUCCAAUUAUAGCAGCUUUUCACUGGCUUGGACUAAACCUAAAGAAAUUAAAGGGGUGGAGGAUGAAGCCCAAGGCUACUAUGUGGAGAUCAGACCAAUAGAAAACAUUGAAUGGAGCCGUUGUAAUGCCAACCCAGUUACUCUAACCUCCUACACCGUGCUUGGCUUGAAGGCAAUGGCCUGCUACUGGGUGAGAGCCAUUGCCACAAAUUAUGGAGGCGAUGGAGAACCUCAAGGAUUUGACACUUAUGUCAUUGCCAUGCCUCCUCCUGUAAGGCCAAAGUUUAAAGAUCGCAACAUGAAGAACUUUGUAGUGGUACGAUCCGGGAACACGGUCUGUCUGAAUGUCAACUUUGAGGCCUCCCCGCUGCCACACGUCUUGUGGCUAAAGGAUGGAACUCCAGUGCCGAGACAUGUAACUAUUACCAACUCUGAUAAAGGUUCUCUCAUGUUGAUCACCACAUCCGAGCGGUCUGACAGUGGCAUCUACACCAUUACUGUCAAAAACAUUGUGGGCCAGGAGAGCAUCAAUGUUGAAAUCAGAGUCACAGAUGAUCCAAAACCUCCAGGUCCAGUGGAGCUGGAUCAGAACAUCCCAGGAACAGUGACUCUGUCCUGGAUGUCCUCUCCAGACGAGACGAGGGAUGACCGACUCCACUACAUGGUGUCCAAGCGUGAUUCCUUCCGUUGCACUUGGAGGACAGUGGCUGACAACCUCUUCAACAAUAAGUUCACAGUUGUCAAUAUUUUGCCUGGACGGGAGUAUUACUUCAGGGUGUUUGCUAAGAAUGACAUGGGUCUUUCUCCACCUUCCGAGGCCCCUGUGUUUGGAACCAUGAAGCAAAAAGGAAAGUUCCAAGUUGACAGGCCUGAAACAAAACCCCUUGACUUCCAGUCACAACCAUCAUUCCUCGUUCCCCUGAAAGCGCGCACGGCUCCACAGGGUUACGAGAGCCACAUGAGCUGCGCAGUCAGGGGGGAUCCGGCUCCCCGAGUGACGUGGUACCACAACAAUAUCAGCCUGAGCACAAACACCAACUACCACAUCCGCAACGUGUGUGGCGUGUGCUCUUUGCUCAUACUGACGGUGGGACCCAAAGACUACGGGGAAUACAAAGUGGUCAUUGAGAACAAACUGGGGACAGCAGACUCCUUAAUGACACUGAUUGUCAGAGAAUGAAGAAGAGUUGCAGCUGAGCACAAGAUUUCGAGUGUGUUUUAAACCAAUUAACCAAGAGAUGCAGUGACAACUCCUGCUUGUUUUACUUACUUCAUUUCCAGCGAGUGUGAUGUACCAGUAUUUAAACACAUAUCUUUAGAAAGCGCCCUAAAAAAAACGUGUGUGUUUUGGGAAUAUAUUCUACUAUUAAACUUGCGGCUAUUUCA